GUCUGGAUGUUUUUCUUGGAUAGCAUUAAAUGAGAAAUACCUCUUUGUUGCGCCGAACUACGUACGCUACUGACGUUUGAUACAUCAGGUGACGCUAGCUGUUGUGCACAUGCACCAAUAUCUGUCGCGCAAGUGUCGUGAGUCGCGAUUUUUUCGACUCCGUUAGUAGGUAGUAUAGAAUAUUAGCUAGUUAAUGCGCGAGAUUCGCAGUCGGUCGCGGACAGUCGCGAACGGUGCGGGUUGAUUGGAUGAGGUGCGUCUUGAGUGUCGAGGGACUCGCUCAAGACAGACGUGUGACUUGACCAUUGCCGGUGUCGUUUGCGCGAGAUCUUUCGUUUUUUUUUUCUAAUGAGUGUCACUCCGAUCUGGCGUGGAAGACGUGUCACGCCAUCGUCGGUUCUUCGCGCGGUGGACAUUACUUCUGCUAGACAAGCGACGCUCGAGGUCGAGGACAGUCGCCCACACGUCGAUUAUCCUAUCGUUAGUUCCUACAAUAAAGAGAUAUAGCCGCACGAAUUGAGAUAUCGGUAUAAUAUAAUACGCACAUGUGCUUCUUGUGUACUGGCUCUUGUCAGUAAUGCGAUGCGGACAAAGUUAUAACUACACGAAACGGGAGCGAUGUCAAUAAAAGGCGGGCAAGUUAAAGGGUUAAUUAGACAUUUACCCACUCGCUUAUCGAAAAAAUUAUUUGUAUAAGCGAGAGCUACAGCGAGUCAUUUGAGUCUAAGCAAUGAGCCCAUUAAGUCACAAAAAUAAUAAUACUAACAAUAAUACUAUUCCAAAAAAUAUGGAGACAUCUAAUGGAUAUUCUGCUGGUGAUACCAUGGCCAAAGAACUGAGAAAUCAUUCAUCUCCUUGUGAGUCAAUGGAUUCAAUGCCUUGGUUUGGGAUGGAUAUUGGUGGCACAUUAUCUAAAUUAGUAUACUUUGAACCAAAGGACAUUACAAGAGAUGAAGCAGAUGCAGAAAUAGAAACGUUAAAAAAUAUUCGUCGUUAUCUAACUAAGAAUUCAGCAUACGGGAAAACUGGCCAUCGCGAUACUCAUUUGCAAAUGGAUAAUGUUUGUAUUAGAGGUAGAAGAGGAACGUUACAUUUUAUUAGAUUUCCCACAAGCGAAAUGAAAAAUUUUUUAGCGCUAGCAAAGUCAAAGGGCAUGGCGAAUCUUGUGACCACCGUGUGUGCCACAGGCGGUGGUGCCUUCAAGUUCGAGGAGAAUUUUAAAAAGGAAGUAAAUAUGAGUUUAGCCAAAUUCGAUGAAUUGUAUAGCUUGAUACGUGGAAUGCUCUACAUAGAAACCACCAAUCCACGUGAGUGCUAUUAUUGGUCAAAUCCCACCGACGACAGCAAAUGUCAAAAAGUACCUUACGAUUUUUCCGAACCAUAUCCGUUCUUGCUUGUUAACAUAGGCUCCGGAGUGAGCAUAUUAGGUGUAUAUGGACCAGAAAACUUCAAGAGAAUAUCUGGAACGAGUUUAGGAGGUGGUACUUUCUUGGGACUGUGUUGUUUACUUACUGGUUGCACCACCUUCGAGGAGGCAAUAGAGUUGGCAACAGGCGGCGAUAACACAAAAGUAGAUAAGUUGGUCAGGGAUAUAUACGGCGGCGAUUACGGUCCCUUCGAUCUUCCCGGAGAUCUAGUAGCGAGCAGUUUUGGACAAAUGAAUUCCAAAGAACGUAGAAACGCUGUUACGAAAGAAGAUCUAGCACGUGCAACGCUUGUUACCAUCACAAAUAAUAUCGGCUCGAUCGCGCGCAUGUGCGCUCUUAAUGAAAAAAUUGAGAGAGUUGUAUUUGCUGGAAAUUUUCUCAGAGUGAAUCCCAUAUCAAUGAAAUUACUGGCCUAUGCAAUGGAUUACUGGUCUAAAGGAACCUUGAAAGCUCUGUUUUUGGAACACGAAGGAUAUUUCGGUGCGGUGGGUUGCCUGUUACAAUACAACGGCUAAUCGAGCUAAAUAUAACAAAAGAUGUUGAGAAGAACAGUUACGCAACAUGCAGCAUUCCAUGUGACCACAUCAUCUACAGUAUGAAUUUUCCAGUAUGUGAAGAAGAGAUCGUUACGAUAUAAAAAUAUUUUUGUUACAUUUCUUUUUAUUCGGGAAUUUCUACUGAGUAAUCGUUUAAUGAUACGACGAAGAACAAGAACUUCGCGAAAAUAUGAUUAAGUAAGUUAAUCUAUAAUUUAUUACACACAGUGUUUAUGUGUAGGAAAAAGUGGUUGUGUGUGGGGAUAUAUAUACAUAUAUGUUUUUUUUCUUUUUGUCUUACCUUAUUUUGAUAUCACUGUUCGAUUAUAUGAGCACAAAUAUGUAGCAUGACACGUUAUAAGUGGACCAAAUCCACAUAAGGAUUAAGGGCUGCCUCUUCUCCCGAUGUUCGUUACAUGCCGUAAAUAGACUAGUUCUCUACCUCAUAAUUUAUAUCGUAAAAAAUUUUUCUACGGAUGCACAGAUUUUUAUGUACAUUAAUGACCGUGAUCGAUAUUACACUUGCACAUCUUUUCGUAAAUUUUAUAUAAUUGACUAAAAAAUAAACAACACUUACAAAAAGUCCUUGGCGCGCGCACCAAUUGUUAAUAUUUGUAAUUUUGUUGCCGUAUUAUUAUUCUAUAUAUGUUACACAGACAUUUCGUAUAAUAUGAGAAGUUUUUUAAUCAAGUAUUAACGGAAUGUUUGCCAAACCGUUUAUUUACAUGUGGUAGCAGUUGAUGAGCAAAGAACGAAAAAUUUUUUUUACAUCGUUUAACAUUGCUUCUGUGAGAAGGAUUUGCAUUAGAAAAUACUUUAGAUAACAAAAAAAUGCAAAUCCAUAUUCUAAUUUUGCGAAGCAUGAUGACUAUAUACAUGAUAUAAAAAGAAACGAACGCGAAAAUAUAUAUCAUUAAAUAUUCAUUGUAAAGAAGAUACAUAUUACAUGUAUUUCUCGAGAAUGUUGUCUAAUGUGUAUCUUCUAUUUUUUUACCUAUUUAAAAUGUGACAAU
Molecule: messenger RNA, 2976 nt
Organism: Pseudomyrmex gracilis
Lineage: Eukaryota; Metazoa; Arthropoda; Insecta; Hymenoptera; Formicidae
Gene: fbl
Product: pantothenate kinase 3
Exons: 10
Coding region: 731-1942 (403 amino acids)
Biological process (GO): coenzyme A biosynthetic process
Cellular component (GO): nucleus; cytosol
Molecular function (GO): pantothenate kinase activity; ATP binding
Source: RefSeq, a predicted model, not a curated record